UUGUGGCGGUCGGAGUUUUCACUGUUUUGUUUCAGGGGUAUCAAUGGCAGCUGAAGCUCCCUUCAAGAGCCACAAACCUCGCUUUUCUCAGCCGAAGCGGAGGAAUCAAGGUGGAAAGCUCAAGUUCCGCUUCGUCCCGAAAUCUGAAUUGGAUUCUUCUAAUUCCGAGGUUGAUCUUUCGCUUAAAGAAUUAAGAAUUCGUGAGGUUGACGUCGAGCGAGAAUUGGACCCGGGGAACAAGGACGGUUCGGAGCUGAAGAAGGAAGUAGGAAAUAAGAGGGAAGAUAAUCAUGUGGAUGAUUCAAACAAGGAAGGGAAUAGUAUUUACAGUAGACUGGAUACUCUGAGCGAUGUAAGGGAGCCGGAAUUGUCAGAGGAACAGCUGAGUAUAAAUGAUCAAUUGCAAGCAGAUGAGGUACACAUACACAUUGAAGUUUUAGAUGAAAUUGGCAUCACAGCUAAGCUGAAUUCUUCUGAUGACCAUAAGACUGCGAGCAGCAGUGCAGAUGACUUCCCAUACUCUUUUAAAGUCCAAUAUCUUCCACCUAUUAUUUUGACAUGUUUGCUGCCAAAGUCAUACCCAAGCCAUCAACCGCCGCAUUUUAUAAUUUCUGUUAAGUGGUUGGACUCCACAAGAAUUUCUAGUCUAUGCUCCAUGUUAGAUUCAAUAUGGACUGAGCAGCAAGGGCAGGAAGUUAUAUACCAGUGGGUAGAAUGGUUACAUGGUUUUUCUCUUUCUCAUCUGGGAUUUGAUAAAGAGAUUACUCUUGGUCCUAAUGGCGUGAAACAUGCCGGAGAUGAGCGUGCAGUCUCAGGAGCUGUGUCCCUAGAUUUUGAUAUUCCUUCGUUACGAAGUUACAACAAUGAGAGACGUCAUGAGAACUUCCUUAAAGAAAUGCAUGAUUGUUGCAUUUGCUUCAAUGUAUAUGCAGGUACGGAGUUUGCUCAGUUACCAUGUCAGCAUUUUUUUUGCUUAAAAUGCUUGCAGACCUUUGCUCAGAUGCAUGUAAAAGAAGGCACCAUCAAUAAUCUUCAAUGUCCCAAUUCAAAAUGUGCUGUUAUGAUUCCACCCACUCUUUUAAAACGCUUGCUUGGUGAUGAAGAGUAUGAACGCUGGGAAUCCUUGAUGUUGGAGAAAACUCUUGCAUCAAUGUCUGAUGUUGCUUAUUGCCCAAGAUGUGAAACACCUUGUAUAGAAGAUGAAGAACAACAUGCUCAAUGCUCUAAAUGCUUCUUUAGUUUUUGUACCCUCUGCAGGGAACGACGCCAUGUGGGCAUAGCAUGCAUGACCCUAGACAUGAAGCUUCAAAUUUUGCAAGAGCGCCAAAAUUCAUCUCAAUUAAAGGAAGCUCAGAAGCUGAGGGAACGUGAAAAGAUUAAUGAAAUGCUCAGCGUUAAAGAAAUUCAUCGUGAUUCUAAGCUGUGCCCUUCCUGUCAAAUGGCUAUUUCCCGAACUGAGGGUUGCAAUAAAAUGGUGUGUGGUAAUUGUGGCCAAUAUUUCUGUUACCGCUGCAACAAAGCACUUGACGAAUCUGAUCCUUACGAACAUUUUAGGGAUGGGUCCUGUGAAUUGUUUCCUCAAGAAAUGGUAGAGGCUUGGCAAGAACGUAUAAACCACCGUCAGGUGGUAGGACAAUUACAAGCUGAACUCUUUUUUCAACGUGGCCAAAGAUGUCCUAAUUGUCGUCAAUUUAAUGCAAAGGUUGGAAACAAUAACCACAUGUUUUGCUGGGCAUGCCAAAGCCAUUAUUGCUACUCUUGCAGGGAAAUUGUUAGGCGUAGCACGCAGCAUUAUGGACCCAAGGGUUGCAAACAGCACUCCGAUGACUAGCAAGGAGAUCAAUUGUUAUAUUUUACUGGAGGUGAAUUUUGCUGACACUGUAAAAUUUUGAAGCUUUCAUUAUACACGAUUUAAGAUAGGGGCUACAUGUCCAUGGAGGGCAGUCGGAAUAUGUUGGCAAUGUGAGUCCACUUGACGCGUUGCAAGUGCCUCACCGAGGGGUGAGUGGUGAAACUAUUGUAAUUGUGUCUCAGAUUUAUUUCAUGUGAUUUUCUACUGUAUAAAAUAAAUAUAUAAGAGGAGUUUUGUUUGUGC
Messenger RNA from Neltuma alba, 2095 nucleotides. RefSeq names its product E3 ubiquitin-protein ligase RNF14-like. NCBI's taxonomy places the organism in Eukaryota, Viridiplantae, Streptophyta, Magnoliopsida, Fabales, Fabaceae. The record is from RefSeq and is a predicted model, not a curated record. Gene Ontology annotation, molecular function: protein binding; ubiquitin-protein transferase activity; zinc ion binding. Gene Ontology annotation, biological process: protein ubiquitination.